This is a messenger RNA of Paramecium primaurelia, 766 nucleotides long. The record is from the annotation of a GenBank genome assembly. Lineage: Eukaryota; Ciliophora; Oligohymenophorea; Peniculida; Parameciidae.
AUGAAGGCAAAAUAAGAUAUAGAAAUGUUGAUAAAGAAAUUUGCCGAUUUUAGAUAAUAGUCAAAUAUCACCGAUGAUAAAACUAAUAAUAUAUUGGAUUAAAAUGGAAGAAUGUUAUAGAUAUAAAACGUUAUCUUGAAUAAGUUUCAUGAUAUUUUUAAAAAAAUGUAUGAGGAUUUGAUGUGUCUUGAGAAAAAAUAUAAAAAAUUAUAAAAUGAUUAUAAUGAAUUAAAUGAGAAAAUUAAGAAGUAAGCCUAAAUCGAUAAGUAAGAGAUAGGAAAUUAAUAACCAAUUAUUCAAUCAAUAAAAUAAUCAUAGAAUUUGAACAAUAUGAAGUAAAGUAAAAAAAAUCAAAUAUUUGGUAAAUUAUAAUUAUAAUUUAGUAAAAUUUUAUAAGCUUAGGAAUUUAUUGAAAUUUUCUAAUGAUGAAUUUCAUCAAAUUUUAUUAUUGUUUGUUUCUUAAGGAUUAACUAUUGCCGAUUUGAAAUUGAGAUAAGAGGGUUAAAAAUAAGUAGUGUAAAUGGUUAAUAAUUUGAAAUCAUCCAUUUAAGAUACGAAAUCUAUAAGUUUUUAAGAUUUAAUAAACGAGUUUUUAAAGUUCAAAUAAUUUUUCGAUGAUCUAAAAUAAUGCAUAAAUGAAAAAAAUAAUCUGAUUGAUGUAAUCGAUAUUUAAGAUAAAUUCUUCAUAAAUUAUGAGACGACCAUAAAACAUUUUGUUGAAAUUGAGAAAAUCUAUAAUUAAAUUGAUUUGGGUAUUUAACAAUGA